Molecule: messenger RNA, 3373 nt
Organism: Amaranthus tricolor (Joseph's coat)
Lineage: Eukaryota; Viridiplantae; Streptophyta; Magnoliopsida; Caryophyllales; Amaranthaceae
Product: putative acyl-activating enzyme 19
Exons: 1
Coding region: 35-3373 (1112 amino acids)
Biological process (GO): amino acid activation for nonribosomal peptide biosynthetic process
Molecular function (GO): protein binding
Source: RefSeq, a predicted model, not a curated record
AAAAUCACGUGAAAGUAAAAGAAAAAUAAGGAAAAUGGAAAAGGAGAAGCAGAAACACAACUCUAUUUCUGCAUCUUCGUCCUUCUGUUGCAUAUCUCAUGUAUUCCACAGAAUUGCAUCUACUUACCCCAACAAAAUAGCCAUUAUUCACACAAGAAAAAACCCCAAAAAUCUUACUAAUGAUGAAUCCAAAACCAAUAAUAAAGGCCAGUUCUUCACAUUUUCCCAACUACUUUCUGCCAUUAUUUUUCUCACAUUCAAGCUUCAUCACAUCUUCAAUGGUGGUAAUGAUCCUUUUUUAUUCAAACCCAAUUCAGGUAACCACAAUUUUAAUGUAACAACAAAGUUAGUAGGAGUUUACAUGGAAAAUUCAGUAGAAUAUGUAAUUACUGUUCUUUCUAUCUUAAGAUAUGGUGGUGCUUUUCUCCCAAUUGAUACUUCUUGGCCUAAAGAAAGGAUCUUGACUAUAAUUUCAUCUUCAAAUGUUGAUUUGGUUAUUGGGUGUUUGAAAUUUGAUCAAAAUAAUAAUACCCAUUUUGUUGAUAACUCACAUUGGCUUGUAAAAGAUUGCAAUUUUCCUGUUUUAUGCUUAUCUAUUGAUGAAAUUCUUGAACAAAAUUGUGGGAAAUUGGAUAAGGUUUGGUCUUGUGAAAGUAAAGGUUUAAGUAAGUUUAGUUGUUUGAUGUAUACUUCUGGUUCUAGUGGUAAACCUAAAGGUGUUUGUAUAAAUGAAAAUGGGGUUUUAAAUAGGUUUUUAUGGAUGCAAGAUUUGUAUCCAUUGAAAGAGGAUGAUGUUUUGUUGUUCAAGACAUCUAUAAGUUUUGUUGAUCAUCUUCAAGAAUUUAUAGCUCCUAUGCUUGUAGGGUGUACUUUAGUGGUGCCCCCCUUAGAUGAAUUGAAAGGGAAUUUGUUUAAUCUUGUAGAUUACUUGUAUGAUUACUCUAUUACUAGAUUAACCGCGGUUCCUUCGUUAUUGAGGGCGCUUAUUACUGUUCUAGAGGACCGAGUUUUGUCUUCCUUGAAAGUGUUGGUAUUGAGUGGUGAAGUUUUCCCUACAUCUUUGUGGGAGACGCUUUUGAGGGUAUUGCCUAAAGCUUCUAUAUUGAAUAUUUAUGGUAGCACUGAGGUUUGUGGUGAUUGUACAUACUUCGAUUGUAAACACUUGCCUUUGAUGCUCGAAAACGAGGGUUUAAGUAGUGUUCCGAUUGGUAAGCCAAUCUCUAAUUGUGAUGUUAGACUUAUUGAGAAAGAUGGGAAGCAUGAUGAAGGAGAGAUAUGUGUAUCCGGUGUGUGUCUUUCGAGUGGUUAUUAUGCUAAAGAUAGUAUCACACCCUUGGAUUGUGUGGAGUUGAAUGGUAAACUUUACUAUCGAAUGGGUGAUUUUGGUAGAAGGCUUCCAAAUGGUGUCUUGGUUUUUUGUGGAAGAGAAGAUCGCACCAUAAAAGUAAAUGGGCACCGGAUUGCCUUGGAGGAGGUAGAGGAUAUGUUAAGAGGGCACCGAAACAUAGCGGAUGCUGCUGUAGUUUUCUGUAAUGAGCAAGAAGGGCAUGCCUUUCUUGGAGCAGUUUUGGUAGUGAAGGACUAUAACAAGCCAUCCGAUAUUUUAGGAAUGGUAAAAAGUUGGAUGAUUGAAAGACUUCCUUCAGUGAUGAUUCCGAAAAGAAUUCUUUGUACUCCAGCGCUUCCUCUGACUUCCUCCGGAAAGAUUGAUUAUAGUUUACUUUCUAGUUAUUUUGUUCCCGUUGUUGGUCUAGACGAUUGUCGUCUUGAAUAUAACAAAACCUUAAAGCAUAUCAAAGAAGUCUUCGCUAAUUCGUUGGAUGUUGCAGAAGUUGGUGAUGAUGAUGAUUUCUUUGCGAUGGGUGGUGAUUCGAUCCUCGCUGCUCAUGUUGCUUAUAAAUUAGGAACCGAUAUGAGAAUGUUGUAUAUGUUCCCGAGUCCUUCACAGCUUCAGAAGGCUCUUAUGGAGAAAGAAGGCCGUCUUGGGCUUGAUCACCACAUAGAAUGGGAAAUGUUACCUAAAUCUCAAAUGGGUGUUCCUUCGUCUAGGUCGAGUUUAGUUAAGUCAAGAAAACAUGGAGAAACUAUGUGGACUGACUGUGAUGAGCGAGCUAAAGCUAAGCUUCGCAAAGUAGAUACCGAAUCUUUACUUGCGGAAUCUCACUUGAUGCUAGACGGAUGUGCAAUGAGCCGUUGCAACAAGUUUGUGCAAAACGACAACGGUGGGUUCAAUGUCAAGACCCUUGAAUUCGAACUUCCAAGAAACAGCAAAGGUUUCCUAAGGCAAGUGUGGAAAGUUCCCUUGGAUUCUUGUGUUGAUGCAUCAGCAUUAGUUACUUUCAAAGAUAAUCAAAUUUUGAUCUUCAUAGGUUCUCACUCGCACAAGUUUCUCUGUGUUAAUGCUCGAAACGGAUCCAUACGAUGGGAGAUAAAAUUGGAAGGUCGAGUUGAAUGUUCAGCAAUGAUCGAUGGGGAUUUCUCGCAGGUUGUAGUUGGUUGCUACCAUGGAAACGUAUAUUUUAUAGAUAUAAAAAACGGAGACAUACGCUGGACUUUUCAAACACGAGGCGAAGUGAAGUCACAACCGACCAUAGACAAACGCAGGCAUCUCGUAUGGUGUGGAUCAUAUGAUCACAAUCUAUACGGUCUUGACUACCGAAAUUAUUGUUGUGUUUAUCAGUUUCAUUGUGCAGGAAGUAUAUUUGGGUCCUCGGCUAUUGAUAUGACUCGUGAUAUGCUCUACAUAGGCACUACCAAUGGAACACUCUCGGCCAUGAAUUUGAAGGCUUCGGAAUUUUGUACUGUGUGGCGGUUGGAGCUUCAAGCUCCGAUAUUUGGAUCGCUUUCACUCUGUUCUAAUGGGAAUGUGUUAUGUUGCUUAGUCAAUGGGGAUGUUUUGUGUAUAAACCCGAAAGGAUCUCCUGUUUGGAGGGCCAAAAUCGACGGUCCAAUAUUCGCUGGUCCGUGCAUAUCUAAGGCACUUACUUCUCAGGUUCUAGUAUGUUCUAGAAAUGGGAAUGUUUACUCAUUUGAACUGGAAAGUGGAAGAAUGAUAUGGAAGUAUGAUAUUGGAGAUCCGAUUACAUCUUCCGCUUAUGUUGAUGAGGUAAUAACGUUGGGAUCUAAUCCUUCAUCUCCCUCGGAUAGGUUGGUUUGCGUUUGUUCGAGUACCGGAAAAAUCGUUUUGCUUCGAGUAAGUCGUGUUAUGGCCAAAGCUGAUGGAUCUGAAGAUGUAAUUGAGAAAUUUGCAGAAUUUGAUCUUCAAGGAGACAUAUUCUCUUCACCUAUCAUGGUUGGUGGGAAGAUUUUUGUAGGUUGUAGGGAUGAUUUUUUGCAUUGUAUUGCUGUUGAAGCCUAUGUAGAGGAAAACUAA